Molecule: messenger RNA, 2362 nt
Organism: Vombatus ursinus (common wombat)
Lineage: Eukaryota; Metazoa; Chordata; Mammalia; Diprotodontia; Vombatidae
Gene: ZSWIM1
Product: zinc finger SWIM-type containing 1
Exons: 2
Coding region: 184-1566 (460 amino acids)
Molecular function (GO): zinc ion binding
Source: RefSeq, a predicted model, not a curated record
CGGGCGGCUCGCGUGCUGAUUGGUGGGCGCGGAAGUCCGUCCGUGCUGGGCGGCGUUCUGCUGGGGAGCCCGGAAAGAUGGUGGCCGAACGCAACAAUCGGCUCAUUGGUGAAAACACGGACUGAGCUCCUGAGGUGAAGCAGCCCUUAAUCCUUUCAGGCCUUCUAGACCCGCUGUUUCCACAUGGCCCUAACCGCCCUGAAGGAGCUCCAGGCUGGGGACCAUGCCCCCUUGCUAGUCUUUGAGGUGGGCAGGAACUCCCAGUUGGACUCCCUGAGCUACCAGUCCCUCGGCAUGCGGCGAGUCUUCGUGAGGUUCCCAGAAGUGUUGUUCAUACACAGGACCCACAAUCCCCGAGGCAAAAUCCUGUACACCUUCCUGGUGGAUGGCCCUGGGGUGCAGCCCGAGAGCAGCCUGACCAGGAUAGUGUAUUUCUCAGUCCCAGUCAAGGAGAACACUGAGGGAUUGGUUCAGCUGUUCCAAACUUUCAAAAAGUUUAACCCUGAGUGGGAGAGAAUUUGUACCAUCCUAGUGGAUCCUUAUUUCUCCCUGUUGCCUGUUCUAGCUAUGGAAUUUCCAUCUGCAGAGAUACUUCUGUCUGCCUUUCAUGUAUGUAAGUUUCUUCAGGGAAAGUUUUACCGACUUGCCCUAGAGCACUCAGUGAAGAAGCUGCUUCUCACCACCCUGAAGAACACUAUGUGUUCAGCCACUGCCAGUAACCUAAAGAAAAUGCACACUCUCCUUAGUGACUCUGUCCCCCAGGACCUGCAGCCUGGCCUUCACCUGAGCUGGCUACUAGAUGACCGGAUCUGGCUGGCACACAGGUGGAGGAGUAAGGCUGAAAGUAUCUGCUACUUUCAGGACUUAGAGAUCACAACCCGGGUUUUAAGCCAAUUCUUUGGUAUUGAAUUGUCUUUGGAAAGGAGUAUCCUUUCUCUGAUAGGGUAUUUGAAGCAGAACAUGGAGAAGGAAGGAGCCUCUAACUCAGACCUGAAUAUCCCAGCCAACUGUACCCCCCCAGAGCCUUCUGUAGAAAUUACCAAGCUCCAAGAGGUGGAAGCCUGCAUCCAACAUUCCUUGCAAACCAUUUGUGCUGAACCUGCUGCCCAGCUCUGCUUAGGAGAGUUUGCUGUGGUCCAGAGGUCUGUACAGCUAAUUGGCUCAAGCACAGACAAGGUGAAUGUCCAGAUCUUGGAGGACAUGCAUGAAGUACACCCUGAAGGUCCAAGCAGCUGUACCUGCCACUUCAGCCAAACAUUUGGCCUGCCCUGCCGCCAUAUCCUGGCUGUCCUUAGCACCCGUCAUCAAGUGCUGCAGCCUGAAAUGCUACCUGAACAGUGGAAACCUGACUGCAGGACACCCCCCGGAAGUGUAGCCAGCCUGGCCAAUAUCCUGGGCAGCAGGUGGAAUGUGGCCCUGGAUAAGGAGCUAGUGGUAGCAUUCCUCACUGGGGAGGUGAGGCGGCUUUUGCUUCAAUGCAGCCGGGAAGAAUUUGAGCGCCGCUACAAUACCCUCCGUGAACUGGCAGACAGCUGGAUUGGACCUUAUUUCCAAGUGCAAGUCUAGAUUUUCCUUCUCUCUGCCAGGUGUACUCUGUUAUGACUCACCUAGUUGUCCUUCCUUAAUCCAGUUAAAGGGAGUGAUGAUUAUUGCCUAGGACAAUGAUAUCAUCUCUAAGCCUCAGUUUUCUCAGCUAUUAAAUGGGGAUAACUAUCCUGCUAACCUACCUCACAGGAUUGUUGUGAGGAAAGCAUUUUCUCAACUAUAAAGUGCUUACAGAAGUAAGAUUUGUUUUUACCCAGUGGGGAAAAGGGAAGGAGCAGUGUACCCCACCACAUUCCAACUUGCUUUGCCAAUACUUUGUACUCUUAUAAGGUCAACUGACCUAGAUGAGGAGAAAGAUUGAAACCAAUGUUACAGGUCAGCCCAGCUGCCCAGUCAACUGACUCUGUCCCCCAUGACCAAGCAAAUCUAAGCAUUUUUGCAACUUAGGCAAGGAACUUUCACCUAUACUCUGGCCCAUUGCCCUACUUGGUCCUUGUGACUAAACCUGAAUGCUGCUGAUGUUAAUAUUGCUCAUUUAGAACCUUAGCCCACCACUUUCCCUGGAAAAGAGUAUUGUUUGUCAUUCCUAACAUUCUGUCCCCUGCCCAUGCCAGCAGGGGAAAUUUGGAUUGGAUAAAGGUUUAUAGUAAAGAUAGUAAGUUGACUGAUUGCUGCUACUGUAGAAUCAGGAAAAGAGUACUACCCCUUCUUCUCCUCCCCAAUCAGUUCUUGUAGCCUUAGGUUAUUGCACUGUUCUCGGGCCAAACCCAUUUUCCUGUAAAAGUGAAUAAACUUCCCAGCACUUGGCAGUAUUGAA